AUGGCGGAGGUGGCGGAAUCGCGCGUGCCGGACCUGGCGCUGGCCGUCGCGUGCUGGGCCGCGCUGUGGACGCUCAUCCUGAACACCGUGCCGGCGGGCGCGCGCGGACGCAACCACAUCAUCACGCUCAACGCGGCGCACGGCGUCGUGUCGACGCUGACAUCGACGGUCACGCUCUACUACGGGCUGGACACGACCAUCUCGGUGGCGGUCUCACUCUCCUACUUCCUCGUGGACCUGGCGGCGAUGGUGCACGCGGACGGACUGCGCAACCUGUUGGCGCUGAGGCAGUCGAGGCUCAUGGACUACGCCCACCACAUCUUUGGCUUGUACUGGGGCGUGGUGCUCUUCGUUAACGAGGCCACCGUGUGCGACGCGUCCUUCGGCAACGCUUACGUCUGGAUGCAGACGAACGAGGUGAGCACGGGCUUUUAUAACUGGUUCAGGCUCACGGACAGUAAGGUGGCCGGAGCCUUGUUCGCCAGCUCCUUCUUCCUGUCGCGCGUGGUGUUCAACACGGUCUACAUCAUCCCGCGGGUGACCUCCCAGUGCCAACCGCUGUACGUGCUGGGGUGCUCGCCGUUCUUCGUGCUGCAGUACGUUUGGUUCUACAUGAUUGCGCGCAAGCUCGUGUCCAGCGCGCCUGUGGCAGACCAUGACAAGAAACACCAGCGUCAAAAAGGUGCUCCGAUCACGGACGAGCACUCGACAGUGGUGGCAAAGAAGGAGGCUUAA
This is a messenger RNA of Phytophthora sojae, 735 nucleotides long. RefSeq lists its product as hypothetical. The transcript has a single exon. NCBI's taxonomy places the organism in Eukaryota, Oomycota, Peronosporomycetes, Peronosporales, Peronosporaceae. The coding region runs from base 1 to 735 and encodes 244 amino acids. The record is from RefSeq and is a predicted model, not a curated record.